CUAAUUCUGUGUUUCUGUGUCGUUAUUCUAGCUGGAUUGACUGGAAAUAUUAUAGUUUGUGUUGUAAUAUGUCGCAGUCGUGCCUUAAAGUCAACCCGUAACUGGUACCUAUUUAAUCUUGCCAUAUCCGAUAUCUCCGCCUGCGUUUUGUGUGUUCCGUUCAUGUUGGUGCGGUUGACGUUAAAGAAUUGGCAACUUGGACUAUUUAUGUGCAAGCUCGUACCAACGUUACAAACUACUUACGUUUUUGUUUCUACGUUCACGAUAUUGUGUAUUGCAAUUGAUCGACAUCAAGCGAUCGUUUGUUCCAGUAGUCGCAACAAUCAGAAACGUCGGACUAAAUAUAUCCUUCCGGCUAUCUGGAUUAUUUCCAUAUCAUUUGCGUUGCCUUUAUUUUUCGCCCAUGAAAUGGAAGAUGCCUACGGGAUUACAGGGUACGUGUUAUAUUCAAUUUGUCGUGAGAAAUGGACAUCUAAAGAAUCACUUUGGUGCUAUACUAUCUCCGUGUUAGUAAUUCAAUAUCUAACACCAGCUGUGGCGAUCUUGACCUUACAUUUAAAGAUCUGCAGGUUUCUACAGACACGUGUACACACGGCUCAAGAGUCGCAGAGGGAGAUACAAAGGGUAAGACGUCACGUGAUUCGUCAUCAAAAGAACAUGAUACUGUUGACUACAAUUGCUGUAGCGUUCGCUCUAACGUGGUUACCGAUGUCCCUAGUGAAUUUACUAGCUGAUAUAGAUUACCACCUCUUUACUCAACUCAACUUUCCAUUGAUCCACGCUGUUUGCUUGUUGACUGCUUUCCUCUCGGUGUGUAUCAAUCCAGUAGUGUAUGGCUGGUUUAACACCAAUAUCCGGCAAGACCUUGGAAAA
Messenger RNA from Lottia gigantea (owl limpet), 873 nucleotides. RefSeq lists its product as hypothetical. The annotation marks the transcript as partial. Gene Ontology annotation, molecular function: neuropeptide Y receptor activity. Gene Ontology annotation, biological process: G protein-coupled receptor signaling pathway. The transcript has a single exon. Gene Ontology annotation, cellular component: membrane. NCBI's taxonomy places the organism in Eukaryota, Metazoa, Mollusca, Gastropoda, Lottiidae. The record is from RefSeq and is a predicted model, not a curated record.